Molecule: messenger RNA, 1608 nt
Organism: Lagopus muta (rock ptarmigan)
Lineage: Eukaryota; Metazoa; Chordata; Aves; Galliformes; Phasianidae
Product: translation initiation factor IF-2-like
Exons: 3
Coding region: 219-1352 (377 amino acids)
Source: RefSeq, a predicted model, not a curated record
UCCCUCCCACCCUUCCUCCGGUGCAAGCGCCACUAAAUCUCACCCUAACAUCCCUUCGCUUUGGGAGACGUGGCGAGAACGCCAGAGGGAUGCGGGCGGCCCCAAAUCUGCGCGUACGAUAAGAGCGAAAGGUUUCUCUGCCAAUACUAAAGGCUGCGUAAGUCUGAAGGAGCUGCUGCUCUCUGUGAGGACACACAAAACGAAUUCGGCCUCGGGAGAUGAGCGAGCACAGCCCGCUCCCGCGGAGCGAGGAGACCGCUCCCGUCUGCUCCCUCUGUUCCCCUCUGCUCCCCCCCAUCCUCCCCGCCGUCUGCCCGCAGCCCGCCGCUCCCGCACCCGGGGGAUCCCAGGCCGUGGAAGGGUGCAGGAAGGUCGGGGCUGCUGCUGGACCCGGUCUUUUCUGCGAUGGAUCAACAUGUGGAGUUGGUCCCGUUAACCGCCGGCUCCAAAAUCUACAACGUUCUGCGUUAUUCCGCCUGGGAAGAAUACCGAAACCCUUUCAAAUCUUCGCCUCCCGCAUUUCCAGCGGACACGGCCGGGCGCCGAAGCAAGGGAGCCCUCGGCCAUCAGCGCAUCUCCCUCCCGGUGGCCCCCGGCUCGGCCCGCAGGGACGCUGCGGAAGGCACCGCGCCCGGCACCUGCACCUCGCGGCACGAGGCAGCCCGCCGGGACACCGGGCGGUGCCGGCACGGAACGGGCGGAUGCUCCUCGGAGUCGAGCCGGGACGCGGCUUCAGCCGACCGGGGCGGCCCGAGAAGAGGGGCGGUCUGGAAACUUCAGGGAAACAGCUGGAGUCAAAUCGGCUCCCGCAGCCGUUUCCUUACAGUCCGCACAAGCGAGAGGUAAAGGCUCCCGCCCCCGCUGCGGGGUCGAAAGCGGCUCGGGGCCGCACGUCCCCUUCGAAGCGUUGCGGGCGCACCGCUUGCGCCCUGCACGGGGUCCCGCAGCCCGCACCCGGGCCCCGCCGGCGAGAUCACGCCGCGCCCCGCAGCCCAGAGGUCGCAUCCCGGCCUCGGCUCGGUUCAGAACGCACAGCCAGCGGCGCCGGGCGCGGCGGCCGUUCUGCCGGGGUACCGACCCACACGGCCGGGACCUUCCCAUUCUCUGCCCUCAAACUCGGUCCGAUCCAAAUCUCGGGCGGGCAGAAUGAUGGCCGAACGGCUUUGAUCGAUAAUUCCCGGCAAACGAUCCACGUCCGAUCCUGCCCCCGGGCUAACGCCACGAAACCAACCGGCGGGCAUUUCUGGGACGGGGUCGUUGUACCGGGAAGAAGGGGCUCACGGAGAUGCUCCCGAGCCCUGAAGCGCCUCCCAGGCGGCGUUCCGCUCUGCGCCGCCGUGCCGACCAGUUAACGGCCCGGCCAUUCUACCACGCUUUACUAAGCUUCAUAAACGAUCCCCGCGCGGCUCGAAGCGGGGGGAGACCGGCUUAAACAGAGAUAAAUCCCCGGCGCUGUCGGAGCCGCUCACGGCACGCAGAGGGAUCUGUCUCCUUUCACUCGGGGAGCCGAUCAGACUUUGAUUACUUAAGCGCCAAGAGCAGCAGAAGCAGAGCUGCGAGCCGCCCUCCAGGAGCGCGGAGAGGCGGAGAGGGGCGGCAGGAUCUCAC